This is a messenger RNA of Protopterus annectens (West African lungfish), 1783 nucleotides long. RefSeq names its product jhy protein homolog. The record is from RefSeq and is a predicted model, not a curated record. The transcript has 5 exons. Gene Ontology annotation, biological process: axoneme assembly. Bases 197 to 1783 code for a protein of 528 amino acids. Lineage: Eukaryota; Metazoa; Chordata; Ceratodontiformes; Protopteridae.
GUCCAGAAUCUGAGCCAAGAAGUUGAGAGGUAUGCUUCAACUUUCUGCCUCAAGACACAGAUGACCUUCUGUUUAUCAGGUACUUCAUUGCAUUGAGGAGAUCAGAAAACAAUAUGAAGCUUCCCAUAAAAGAUGAUAUAUGUAUCAUAAAUUUAUUUAAUAGGCUUCAGACAGUGUGAUUCUGAAAUUUAUAGCCAUGGAUACACACAGCAGCCCACUUCCUAGACUCAGAGCUGUUAAUCGCAUUGCACAUUUCACCAAGACAGAGAAAGUGCCUGAGAACACAUUAUCUCAUGAGGAGGAUUUACACCUUAGCCUCCAUGACUCUCUGGAUUCUGAGUCUGAGAGUUUGGUUCAGGAAAGAAUGUAUCAGUUUGAGCUGCAGAGGAGAAUUCAUGAAAAUGAGCAGUUGGUGAACAAAACUCCUACUGAAAAUCAAGAUGAUUCUGAAAAUGAAGAUGAUAAUGAACUGUGGGACAGUUUAGAGGAAUCUUCAAAUAGUGAAGGAAGGAGGUCACUAAAACUGGAACAUGUUAACAGUAUUCUGCAGAAAAACACCUUGAGCAGACAGCAUUCUUUAAACAAAUAUGCUGACCUUCACUAUGAUCCCAAUUGGAAAAAUAUCCAAGAACCAAGAUGGGAAUUUACUCACGAAACAAGACAGCAUCUUCAAGAUUCUUUGGAAGACUUGUUUGAAGACUCAUCAGACCUUGCAGAUGAAGACGAAUCUUCUGCUGGAGAGACCGACAACUUUUAUAUUGAAAAGAGCAGUGUGAGUAGUAAAGCUAGUCAAGCAGUGGAAUUUUCAUUCAGAGACCAUGUCAACAGAAAACAGAAAAAAGCUUUAGGUGCAGGAAAUUCAAACAGAAAACAGAGACAAAGUUCAGAAGCAGAGGAUAAGCUUGAACAAGUUUCCACACCAGUUUAUCUGAAGGAAGGAAAAACAGUGAGCAGUUCUUCCUUACAUUCCCCAUCUAAAUCAAAGUUCGGGUUUCCCAUGUCAUCUGGUCCAGAAGAUACUUUUAAUAUCGAUCCCAAUGCAGACUGUGACCCACCCUACAAAAGGGCAGCUGUAGUUGUUCAACACCCAAGUUCAUAUCAAUUAAAUGACUGGCAACCAGAAGAGAAGUUUGAAGUAGCAGAAAAGCAGUCCAUGGCGUACAAGGCAGAAAUGAUUUGUAAAAGAGAUAAUGGUAAUAUACCUAGUAAGCAAUAUUUACCCACAAACUCUAACAAAGUGAGAAGUAUACAUUCUCCGAAGAACACAAAUCCCAAAAAAGACAUAAUAGAAAGAAACAAGCUAACUUUAGGAGUCAGUACACGUAAGAAUGGUUCAUAUGUAAAACUGCUGAGCAGAAGGAAAGAAGAUGUUGAAAACAAGACAUGUCUGCAUGUUGCUGCUGGUCAAGAGUCAUUCCAAGUGCCCUCAGAAACAGAGAACACUAGCAUGGAUCCUGAGGAGAGGUGGCACCAGAGAGCACAGAGACUAAAGAAAAUACAAAACAAAACACAAACUGACAUCAUGCAAGAGUAUGGUCUUAGUAAGUCAACAAUUAGUGAUAUUUGGAUUAACCGUGGGAAAUACAAAUCCUCUGGACAGUUUGCUGACAGCAGCAAGAACAUGCAGAAAUCUCCAUAUGAUGACACUGAAGAAGCUCUCUUCCUUUGGUUAAAGCAAGCAUUUUCAGUCAGUGUCCUUGUGUCUGGUGCAAUAUUAAAAGAGAAGGUGGUUAUUUUUGCCAAUGAACUUGGUCACGGUGACUUUAACUGCAGUGAUGGCUGA